GGGGGGGGGGAGGGGACCCAGCGCGUUUGUGUUGGAGGCAGAAGAGACCGGGUGACGACUGCUCAAGAACAAGAGACGAAGCAGCAGCAGCAAUCCACGAAGAAGCCCGCGACGAAGACGAAGCAGCCUCCUGCAGCACAGAAGCACACGGGCGCUGUCGCAGAGAAGCAUCAGCAGCAGGGCAAGCGAGCUCACGGGUUCACGCGGAUACAUCUGACUUCACCGUGAGGGCAUGACCCCGGAGGAACAGCCAGAGUCACUCCCCUAAAGGUCGACGGACGUGCGGGCGGUCAUUCUCGUGACGUUCAGGCCGCCGCCGGCAGCGGCCGGGCGACCCGCCUCGGCCCCCCUCCCCACUCCGGCUGCCCGCAGCAGCGGCCCCCUGCAUGGCGGGGGAAGGAUCGCAGGGUGGUGGUGGUGGUGGCGGCAGUGGCCUCGGUGGGGGGUGGGAGGAGGUCGGGCUGGGGGCGGCCGCUCCCCUCCGGAGGUCCCCCGUGGGCCGGUCCUCCCUACUGCGGGCGGCCACGGUCGAUGUGGCAAGCGAGGCGCGUGGGCUGCCUCUAACGCCCAACAGCAAAGAUCCGGAUGAACCAGUUCUGGAGUUCAGUCUUGCGUGCAGCGAAAUCGUGACAUCGUCGCUGGACCGGCGACCGAGCCUGUUCGUAUCCGUGAGCGUCACGACUCCGCCGCAGGCUUUCUGGACCAAGCACGCGCAGACCGAGAUCAUCGAGGGAACCAGCACUCCUAUCUUCCUGAGCAGCAUUGCGUUCCUGCCGGACUCGCAGGCCACGCAGCUCACGCGCGUGCGCCUCUCCGUCUACGAUGUCAAGGACAGGACCCAGGGAAUGAUGUACCUACUGGGAACAGCAUUGUUUACCAUCAAGGACCUUUUGAGUUCCAGAAACCACCGCCUGCAUAUUACAUUAACAUCGCCGGAGAAUGAGCGAGUAGGCAACAUCUCAGUACUCGGCUGGCAGAUGGAGAGACACGAGGAGUCUCGCUCCGCACACAGGGGCUCUCCCGACAACAGCCGGACGGUGCUGACUGUGGAUGAAAGCUUGGCAGAGUCUAUGGGUGUUCGGGCCAAAUACUCAUCCCUACGCAAAGACACGCUGCUGAAAUCUGUGAUCGAGGGCGUGAUUUACCGCACGUACCGUCUCCCCACGACGGACGGGAAUCAGCUGCGCGUGCACGAGCAGAUGGGCGAGACGUUGCUGUCGUUCCACGUACCUCGACAGCUGCUGGCGCUGUACGUGGAGGAGGACAGCGCCCGAGUCUUGGCUUUGGAGGAGCUGGGCGAGUUGUCUCCUCACUGGGAGGGCCUCCGCAGGCAGAUGGUCAUGCAGUACACGUCCGUCAUCAACACCUACCAGGAGAGCCAGCGCGAGCUCAACAGAUACAAGGGCCCGUCAUUCAAGCCGAGCCGGCUGCGCACGGAGCGAGGCCUGGAAUUCGUCCCGGUGAACCUGCACAUGCAGCGCAUGCGGGUCAUGGACGACGUGCACACAGACCACACGUAUGACAUCGUGACGGUGGGAGCGCCUGCAGCUCAUGUGCAGGGAUUCAAAACCGGGGGCCUGCGGAAGCUCGUGACCAAAUUUGAGGAGUCGAAGAAAAGCCCGGCGAUGGGCUCGCGAGCGAGCGCGUGGCGGCCGCAGGACGUGGUGAAGGCCCGCGAGCUCAACGCACAGAUCACGGCGCUGCGCACGCAGGUGGCCUACUACGCCGAGCGGCUCUCCCGCGCCGCUCGCGAGCAUUCGGCGUGCGGCCUGGAGCGCACCCUCGCCAGCCUCGCCGACAAGACCCGCCAGCUGGUGACGGUGUGCGACUGCAAGCUGCUGGGCGGUGCCGUGCACUCGCUGGCGUCGGCGCGCCCCGACUUUGUCGCCUCCGUGCCGACCCCGCCCGGCGAAGCGAGCGGUAGCAGCGGCAGCCCCAGCGGCAGCGCCGGCGGCAGCAGCUGCGGGGGCGGAGAGGAGGGCGUCGAGGACAGGGACCGCGUCGUCCUGCGCAACGAUCGCGACUCGCUGGCGGCUCGCUGGACGGGCCGGGAGAACCGCGCCUCGCUCACCUUGUCCAUCGCGUCGUCGUUCGCAUCCCUGAUGACGGCCGGGAACGCGGCCGGCACUUCGGCGGUGUGCGGCGGCGAGUGGCCCGAGGAAGAGUGGAGCAGCGUGUGGCUCAACGUGGACAAAAGCCUGGACUGCAUCAUCAAGGCGGUGGAUCGCCUCCUGCAGCGCGAGCGCCGCUGCGGCCAGGAAGGCCAGGCCAACGCCUCCGACGACGUCUUCUCCUCGGCAGAGCUGUCGGCAUCGUCCCGAGUUGGGAAUGGAGGACUGACAUUGGUGGAAUUGACACCAACUACUGGCGCGGAGUGGAGCGAGACGCUGUACCCGCUGCUCGCCACGCUCACGGACUGCGUGUGCAUGCUGAGCGAGCGCGCCCGCCAGGCUGUCACCUUCCUGCUCAUGCAGGACGGCGCCGCGUCCGUCGUGCAGGCCCUCGGCCUGCAGCACCGCCGUGACCUCGUCUUCUCGCAGGCCCUCUCAGCUCUCGUGUGUGGAUUCAUCGUGAAGCUACGCAGCUGUCUCCAUGACGACGGGUUUCUACGGCAACUGCACACCAUCGGGCUGCUGGCACAGUUCGAGGGGCUGCUAAGCACCUACGGCGAGGAGAUCGGGAUGGUGGAGGACAUGAGUGUGGGCAUCUCCGACCUUCGCAACGUGACCUUCAAGGUCGUUCCCGCGUCGACCACUGCCUCGGCCGAGGCGAUGCUGCCGAUCAUCGAUGGGAAUCGGGACGGCUUCAACGUGCGCAUCCCGUUGCCGGCGGCCAUGUUUGACGCGUUGCCGCGGGAGAUCCAGAGCGGGAUGCUGUUGCGUGUGCAGCCGGUCUUCUUCAACGUCGGCAUCAACGAGCAGCAGACGCUCGCCGACAAGUUCGGCGACACGUCGCUGCAGGAGAUCAUCAACCUGGAGAGUUGGGGUCGCCUCAACUCCUACUACGAGCAGUUCAAGGAGCUUCUCCCUGAUGACUGCCUCCCUCGCUCCCUUAGCCAGACCUGCCUCUCAGAACUGCUGCGUUUCCUCGGGCAGAACGUGCGUGCGCGCAAACCCAAGAACGUGGAUAUCCUGUGGCAGGCUGCUGAGGCCUGCCGGCGCCUCAACGGCCUGCGGCUCACGAGCUGCAAGAGCGCCAAGGACCGCACGGCCAUGUCGGUGACGCUGGAGCAGUGCCUGAUCCUGCAGCAGGAGCACGGCAUGGCGCCGCAGGUCUUCACGCAGACGCUGGACUGCAUGCGCAGCGAGGGUUGCCGCCGAGAGAACACCAUGAAGAACGUGGGCUGCCGCAAGUACGCCUUCAACUGCCUGCAGCUCGUCACCUUCCCCAGACAUUACCGCCCGCCCGAUGGCACCUUCGGCAAGGUGGACACCUGAAGCCAGUCCGGGCGGCGUGGGUGCACAAACACUGGCGUUCGCAUGCAUGCAUGCGGUGCACGGGCUGGGCAUUGGGAAAUAUUGAGCGGGUUGGAUAUCAAGGGAAGUCGAACUAUCGUAGAUCAAUAUGAAAUACAAGUCUAAAUUUUACAUUGCCACAGUUCCCCCCGCCUCUCUUUCUGUAAGGGGUCCAUCAGUGAACAUGUUAGAUGAUAUGUUUCAAUCGUAAAGUCGUGUUGAGGAUGGUAAUGUGAUUAAAGGUAUUUUAUUUAGACAGGAAAGCCUUAUUGAGUUUCAUGACUCUUAUCAGCAGGGUUCUGCCUUGACAUGUUUGUGUCCCAAUUCCAAUGUAAGGAGUGUUUUGCGUGUCGGAGGAGAUUGGAGUGGCUGCAGAAAACUCGCCAUACAAGGGCAGAAUCACACUCCAAGGUCAUCACUGACAGGUCCACAAUCUCACGUGUCGGGCUGCUAUCUCCUUGCCACCUUCAAAUUUCCAGUAAAAGUUUUGUUUUGUUUAACCAGGUUAGAACUAAAUAUAACAGAACUUCUGUCGCAUUUUCAAGAAUAACCCGGGUCACCAAAUUGACAAAGUAUAGCAAUGAAGUAAAGAAAUGGAAACAAAAAACACUAUCAUAUGAGGAAUUAAGCAUUGCACAAACCUUAAAUCAACGUUAAAUCAAAGCUAAAUAUAAAAUUGCCUGCAGUGCCAAUCAACUUGGGCAGAUUACCUCUAGAUCAUAGCGCAGUUGCCAAAACUAAGCUGCAGAAACAUUAAACAUAUAGGUUGACUAUAGUACUAAUAUUUAAACAGACAAGGUUAUAUAUCCAAAGCAGCUGCAAGUGGAGUUAUAAAGAAUCGAGAGUUUAUCAUCAAGUUGUGAUUCAGAUGGGAGAGAAAACAAGGAUAUUUGAAGCGACAUUGCCUCCUAGUGGGGCUGGGUGUUUCUCAAAUGCGCAUGAUCCAGAAACUCAUACCUGCAAAGUGCUGACAUCAUGGCCGUAUCCCACCACUCCCAUGGCAGUUGUGAAGUGUGCUUAGCAUUUCAUUCUACAGCAUUUCCAAGGCAGCCCACAGAGGUUUUAAAUGCAAUCGUUCCACUUGAGUUCUUAGGGUCUCUGGUAGGCUUGCAAAAAUUCACCACAUCCACAAUUCUAUUUUCACAAAUCAAGGUGCUCAUACUAUUCAACAAUCUAUGUUUAUUUUUCCCUUAUGAUUGGUGUAUAAUUGAUAGUGGAUGUAGGGUUUCCAUGAAUCAAUCGCAUAAAAGUGUUUUUCCAAAUCUAGGUCUGGCGACCCCUCCGCUUUGCAAUGAUAAACUAUCAGGUACGUGCAACAUGUAGAGAGGCACAAUUUGCAUAUGAAUGGAAAAGAUCAGAACUCAAACUGGAGGUCACGAGGACUGCAGUUCGAGAAACACUGGCGUCAAAAAAAUAUAUACAUGAAUUGGAAAUGAUCAAUUUUCAGACGCACAAAUUGAUGCGUGUAUUGGGAGCUCAAGAAUUGAUUGUCAUCGAUUAAUUUUACUUGGCAAGCCACGAAUAAUGCCACUACUGUGUAGGGCUUCAUGGUUGUGCGGGUAUCGCUUUGUGAUGUUUAUUUCGGGUUGAUGCCCAACGUUUCAUUCCACGUACUGGGAGCUACUGCAGGAACUGAACUAAGCCACUCACUUUCUCCCUCGACUAUAUCGAGUUUCAGGCUGGCUCAUUUCAGUGCAUGAAGCAGCUACCGUCACGUGGACCAAAACGUCACACGUCAUGCUGGAGGGAAGUUACGGUGAUUCUCAUUUUCUGUGAACACCGACCAAGUCCCAUGUAUCAGCUAUGAGCGGGAAGUACCCGGUGUUUCCCCGGGAGAAAAAGAUGUAGCGCCCUCCCGUGGCGGGGUCAUUUAUCACACCAGACGUGGUUGUUAAUACUUGUGCCGUUUGUAAUGUGGCUGUUGUGAUUUCAAAUUUGAGUUCGACUUCUCUAUCCCCCCCCCCCCCCCACAUUCCUGAAAGAACACUCACUGUGAACACAAUAAUGGUACCACUUAAUGUCACAUAGGGCGCUUGCCACGGGUAGUUCUAUUUUAAAUGGCAUUCAAUUCCUCCGUUAGCUCGACAUUAACAACACGGAUUUUAUAUAUAGUGAAAUGUCACCGAUUCGCACUUAAAUUGCGGUUAUAUUUUUUUUUAUAUCAUUACGAUAUGCAUUAUUGCAUGGUUUUCGUUACAUUAAAAUAUACAACAUUAAAACUAAUCUGAGACGUCAAUUAUGUCAGCAGAUUACAUUUUAUCUAGAUUUUAUGAGCCGCAGUAUGUUCUUACAGCACUUAAGUAGAUUAUGAUGUUAUUAUGUACAUCACGUCAGUGAUGCAUAUCCACAGUUUAGAUAAUACCACGAGACAUAUUGGUAGGCUGAAGGUGUUGGCGUUUAACAUAAACACCAAUUCUAUCCACAUGUAUGCCUACCUGCAUGCAUUAAAAUUAUUUGCACAUUGCUUAGACAAUAAAUAUUAAUCUACAGCGGUCUCCGUGAAUUUGGUGCGAAUGGAUGGGCUUUCACUAUACGGCUGCCAACAGCAACAAUCUACCAGUAUUUUUCACUGUUAGUAAAACAAAAAUGUGGAAUUAUGAUUAGUUUCGACACUGAAGUUCACGUUUGUGAGUGCUUGUAACUGCAGUAAGGGCAUAUUUAUUUCAGAGAUGGAUAAUAAAACGCACGUUCAGUGAAACUGAGCCCUGUAAUCGUUUUUCCCCCCCAUCAGCCUUAUUAACCGUGUAGCUUUUAUAAACCAUAUAUUUAAUAUGUUCAUUACAUGAAGGUUAUAAAUGAAAAGUGUACUUACUCAUUACUGUAGAGUUGUAGUCUGUGGCUGUGUUUUCAGGUCCAUGUGGUGAAAUAUUUACUUCUGAGUCGCUCAAUUGAGGCAAUGUCAAACGGGCAAUGAAUGGUUGGAUCUGAUUUGUGUGUGCACGUGUCUUAGCAUUACUUCAUAUAUCAUUGUGUAAAAUGAACGUGGUAUUUAAGUAUUUAUUAGCAAACAGGGUUCUGUAGACUGUCCAUAUUCACGUAGAAAAAGAGAAGAUAUAUAUUUUAAAACAAUGCAACAACUGUCGUGUUUUUGAAGUCAUUGCAUCGUCGCUUUCUUGUGUUUUCAUUUGCCAAGUGGACCAUCGCAAGAAGAUCAUGUGCGUUUUGACUUAAUGUCCACUGCCCUGCACUGAUAAACUGCUGUAUGCCACACUCUUGUUCGUUUCACGGUUAAUGUGUAACCAAUAGUUCAACAUAUUCGAGCUAAUGUCAGACACGUGUUUUUUUUUGUAUAUUGUAGAGUUUUAGUUCACUUUGUGUGGCCUUUAUGUACCUCCUUGACAACUCUGUAAACAAUGCAAAUAUGAUCAACAAAAAAACGAACCCUGUAAGAUAUGUAGAUUUAGCAUUUCUCUUUGAAUGCUUGAAGACCAUAUUAUGAAUCAGAACUUUACUGAACCAAGAAUGAAAGUGAUCAUUUGAAUUUAUCUGCCAAUGCUACACAGGCACACGUACCCAUGCAUGUAUGCCUAAAAUAUUUCAGGGUGCAGAUGUGAGUUGAGCACUCUGUGCACUUUACAGAAACAUCUCGCAGGUAGAGAGUUAAGUGUGCCGAUAACACUGUUGUCAGAUCUCGGAGUCUUUGGGAUAAAUCAUCCCUGACCUGAGAUCAACACCACGUGAAUCUAACACAGGGUCUGUGGGCCAGAUGAGGUAUAAUAUUACAUUUUUGAGAUUCAAAGGCUUCUUUUUGAGGGACCUCUUAACAAUGUUUAUUUUGUCAUUUAACAUCUGCCUUAAGGAUUCUAUAUUUUGUUGUUUUAAGUUAAAAUAUGUUUUUAUUUUAUUAGGUAAGGCCCACUGAGCUACAUAGUUUUUUUCAGCAGUGACCUGGCCACAAAUGAUAGCUAAAAAAAGUGGCUUUUGUGAAAAUGUAUAGCAGCCAGUCCUCUCAACUGAUGUUUCUAAAUGUGGAGGGAAAAGAACGGAGGACCUGGAGAAAAAUCCACGCAGAGACUCCAAAUAUGCAGGCGUCAGUUGUUGGGAUCGAACCUACUGCCUCCUGUAUACCAGGCGAAGUAGUUGGCAUCUCACCACCGAUGCUACAGCAUCAUUCAUUGUUGUACUGUUGAAGAUUAUUCUAUAGCCUGGCUCUGCACUCAGAUUUUGUUAAAGCUAAUAAGCUACCUUUCUGCAUUUGUGAGCACACAUUCCUUAUUGUGAGAUUUAGUACCACCAUUCCCCUCUUUACAUGACAAUUUACAGACAAAACGUGUCGAUCUGAAGGCACGUGUCUUAACACAAUGCAAUACGUUACUUCUGCUUUGCAUUUGUUUACAUAUGAUUGAUUUUAAAAAGAUGUGUUAUUGACAUAAAAAUAAUAAUGUAAUGUUUAUUUGUUUGAUUGGGUUUGUUUUAAUGUGCACCCAGCAACACGAGGAUUAAUCUUGCUUAUGAAUAUUUUUUAAUGCUCGCAGGUCACUUUCCUGCUUAGUAGAAGGCAGCUGGUGGUCACUCGGUUUAGCUUGCAUGUCUAUAAUUGCACUUGCUGAAAUGUAAUUUGUGCUUGGUGUGCAAAUGCCUCUGUAGUAUGUUACCAAACAGCCCGAAAACUUAGAUGUGAUGCCAUCGAACGUCGAUUGAAAUAAAGUUCUGCCUCUUGUGCCCUGAA
Molecule: messenger RNA, 8124 nt
Organism: Lethenteron reissneri (Far Eastern brook lamprey)
Lineage: Eukaryota; Metazoa; Chordata; Hyperoartia; Petromyzontiformes; Petromyzontidae
Product: inositol polyphosphate-4-phosphatase type I A-like
Cellular component (GO): cytoplasm
Molecular function (GO): phosphatidylinositol-3,4-bisphosphate 4-phosphatase activity
Source: RefSeq, a predicted model, not a curated record